AUGGGGGCUAUUCUUCGGGCGGUAAAGAAGAACAAGGUGGGAGCUGUGGUAUUGUCAGUGUUUGACUGGUACCCGUCUCACUAUCCUGCCGCGGAGCGGAAGCUGCUGAGAAAGUUGGACUUGGCUAUCUUAGUCUUUGGAAGCUUGAGUUUCUUCUGCAGAUUCCUUGGACAGCAAAAUGUCACGAAUGCGUAUGUUUCGGGCAUGCGGGAAGACCUCAACGCAUGGGGCAAUGAACUGAAUUACUACGUCGUGGCAUACAAUACGGCCUAUGUCAUUGGACAGAUCCCGCUGAUGACGCUCCAGACCAAAGCGAAGAUUGCUCCCUUCUUGCUCCCUUCACUUCAGAUCAUUUGGGCUGUUAUCGCUUUCUGCCAGUCUGAAAUCAAACACAGCUGGCAUCUGUACAUUCUCCGGGCGGUCACAGGCUUUCUAGAGGCGUCAUCAUUUGGCGGGACUCAUCUCAUCCUCGGCAGCUGGUUCAAGAAUGAAGAACUCUUCAAGAGAGCCGGUGUGUGGUUCAUGGGCAACUCACUGGGUUCCAUGUUCUCUGGAUACCUCCAAGCAGCCGCGUACCGAAACCUGAAUGGAGUCUACGGAAGAGCUGGCUGGCGGUGGCUGUUCAUAGUCCAAGGCAUCAUCACUCUUCCCAUCUCGUUCCUAGGCUUCGCCUUCUGGCCUGGUCUGCCAAUCUCCCCUAAGCGAUGGUUCUUCACCGAUGAAGAGUACGCCCUAGCAAUCAAGAGGAUGCCAACUGUGGAGACGGAGGGCAUCACCUGGAAGACCUUCAAGUACACGCUCUCACGACCAAUGUGGUGGAUCUGUGUACCGUGCUACAUUUUCCUAUGCCAAGCACACUACUGGACUGGCUACAUGGCCCUGUGGCUUCGGGAUGCGAAAUACUCCAUUGAGUUGGUCAACAUCCUGCCAACUUUCAUUGACCUAUUGCGCGCUCUGUCGUCUUGGCUGGGUACCACGUUGGCAGGUUGCUUGAGCCUCAGAGGACUUUGGACUUUCCAAGCAAGCUUCGUGCUGUUUUCAUGCAUAGUGCUAUCAGUCUGGAACGUCCCAGACAUUUUGAAGUUCUGCGCAUUCUAUUUUGGCGGCUUUUCAGGCAUGGCCUCUCCGAUUCUGUACUCAUGGCUUAACUUCACCCUGAAAGAGAACUAUGGCGAGCGUGGUUUAAUCAUCUCAUCCAUGAUGACCUUGGGCUUUUGCAACCAAAUUUGGAUUCCACUAUUCACUUUCCCCACCGUCGAGGCGCCUCGAUACCCGCACGGCUACCCUGCAGCAACUGUAUUCGAAGUAGCAAUGUGGGCUUUCCUGAUGUUUGGCACGUGGUAUAUGAAGAGAUGGAAGCUGAAACAUCCUGAUCUUGAGAUGAGGCUGGCAACUGAGGGAGCUAGCCAGAAUGCGGCAGGUGUGACAUCAGACUCUGAUCGUCCUGAGGCAGAGACAGCACCUGCGUAUGACACGAAAGGACCCGAGGUGGUGGCGAACCAACCAAUUUCAGUGCAGAAGCAGUAA
This is a messenger RNA of Colletotrichum gloeosporioides, 1527 nucleotides long. Its product is annotated as Pantothenate transporter liz1. The transcript is spliced from 9 exons. Lineage: Eukaryota; Fungi; Ascomycota; Sordariomycetes; Glomerellales; Glomerellaceae. Gene Ontology annotation, biological process: transmembrane transport. The record is from RefSeq and is a predicted model, not a curated record. Gene Ontology annotation, cellular component: membrane. Gene Ontology annotation, molecular function: transmembrane transporter activity. Bases 1 to 1527 code for a protein of 508 amino acids.